Molecule: messenger RNA, 5717 nt
Organism: Salmo salar (Atlantic salmon)
Lineage: Eukaryota; Metazoa; Chordata; Actinopteri; Salmoniformes; Salmonidae
Product: atos homolog protein A
Source: RefSeq, a predicted model, not a curated record
AUCCUGGCCUGUACUGAGGUACACUUACACAGAGUUAUAAUGUUCAUUUGAACCAUGUUUAGUGUAUGCUAUUUGUUGUCAUCUUGACACAUUGUCAAACUGUAACCAAAAAGUUUGUAGAUCACGGUUGCUAUCGCAGCAGGUUCACUCGAGGGCUGGUACAGGAAAGUGGUCUAGCUGUUGUUGGGACACGUGACUGAGAAAAGACUGCGGCGAUCUGUUUUGACACGGGACAUUUCUAGAGAGAGGGGAAGAGAGCACACAAAACGAGUUUAUGGAUAAGAAAGAGCACACAAUAUAAUUUAGUUGCGAACGGUAUGCGCCUGUACUGUGUUAUUGAGUUGGACGAAGUUCGCUAGCCAGCGAACCGUUGAUUUGGAAGAAGGAAAAAAGCUCGCUAGCCACUGCGACAAGUUGGGAAAUAAAUGGUCAGCUUGUUUUCUGACAAACUUUUGAUAUGAGAGAAAGCUAGUCAACAAUAACUAGGUAACUGACACGAGACGUGGCUACUUUACCUCACUAUGUUUCAAGACGACAAGUGGAACCGAUGCUUCUGGACAACACGGCGUUUAGCUAACGUUGGCUGUUUUUCUGAAUGAUCGGGUGAAAUAGGUCUGUCCUUUACUCGAGCCCAUUGUUAUCGGAGGUGGAUCACUAGCUACCUGCGCGUUGGGGUGUUUUGUUUGAGAAGGUCGUCAUCAGAUCAGAUGCCUGUGUGUUGUUUGUUUGGUCAGCUAGCUAAAGCCACGUUAGCUAAGCCAAAUAGGUGAGGUUACAGGAGCACAGCAAGCUGAAAAAGAGAGAGAUGCUUCGUGACGGGACUACUGUCGUGGUUUUGGUGGUGGAAUUUGAGACGUUUAUUUUUGGGGGGUGGACAGCCAGAUUGUCAGCUCAAUGCCUUGUUGGCUAGCUAGGUGGUUGAUGAAGCAAUAACUCGGAGCUAAUCUAAUGUUUGACGGUCAGAUUUAGCUAGCUAGCUCAACUGUUCGUUGGCCAGUUAACAGUGGAUCUGACUCGAUGGACCUGUACAGUAGCAGUUUGGUAACAAAGCAUUGCUUUGUCGGGUAAAUUAGGGGGCGAUUGGCAGCAUACAGGCUACCCAGCUGGUAUUGUUGCUUAAUGCAAUAAGUCAGCAAUCCUUUGGAAGAUUUGGAUCCACACAGUCAGACACACAGCAGUAUAUUGCUGUCAGGGCUGUGUGGACGGGAGUCUUCAGACCGAAGACAGACAGACAGACAGAGGCUGCCGAGGCUGCCAGAUUCCCAGAGGGAUCCAGAUGACACUGGCUAACAUGAAACCAGAGCGAGAUGUGGUGGUGGAGGAGUUCUUUGAGUACGAUGCUGAGGACUUCCUGGUGUUCCUGACCCUGUUGAUCACUGAGGGACGGACCCCAGAAUGUUCUGUGAAGGGUCGCACCGAGGGGCUGCACUGCCCCCCUGCAAAGUCCGCCCUGCCGCCCCUACACAGGCACGAGUGUAGCGACAAACUCCCACAGUGUGUGCAGGCGCGGCGUGUGCGCUCGGAGGUGUGUGUGUUGUGGAGGAACAGUAUUCCCAUCAUGGUGGAGGUGAUGCUGCUGCCAGACUGUUGCUAUGGAGACGAGAGUCCCCCAAGUGACCCCAUCAGUGACCCAGCAAUCAAACAAGACGCUCUGCUACUGGAGCGAUGGACUCUGCAGCCUGUACCACGACAGAGCGGUGAUAGGUUUAUAGAGGAGAAGACUCUGCUGUUGGCUGUUCGUUCCUACGUCUUCUUCUCCCAGCUCAGUGCCUGGCUCAGUGCUUCUCACGGCAUUGUACCCCGAAACAUCCUGUAUAGGAUCAGUGCAGCAGAUGAGGAGUGUGUCUGUCAGUUCUCCCAGCCCCCAGCGGAGCACCUGUUCCCUGUCCCUAACGUGUCCCAGAGUGUUGCCCUGAGGCUCAGGGUCCAGUCACUCCCCCGUCAGCCCACCUACCCCACCCUGGCCUGUAGCAUACACACCGGCCUGACCCUUGCCCCACUCUACAGCAAGACCCCCAGCCUUAAGCCCAACCUCAGCCCUAACCUCUACAGCAAGACACCUAGCCUUAACCCAGGCCUGAACCCUAACCCGCCUCUGUACGAGAGGAACCACAACUCUAAAGAGAGUCACAACAGAGUGGCUCUGCCUUUCUCUGGCCUCCCUUUCCCCAGUCCUCCCAGUCUCCCCCUGCCCAGUAAGAGAGGCCCGGACCCCACAGACAGCCAUGGUCAUUCCAGCCAGAAUGGAUCAGACCUCCCCCGGGUCAAUAAGGGGCAGACAUCAUCCCCCUACCACCUCCCCCUCUCCCCCCGGCCCUCCCCCCGCCCCCACAGGAAGCUGUCCUCUACCCUGCCCCUCCCCCCCGCGGGGGAAAGACUGUCAGGUGGCUCUAUGCCCUCACCUCAGACCCCUCCGAUGACAUCACACACACCACCGAGGAUUAUGGGAAGGCCGUCAACGGGGCCGAGAGCUCCAAGGGGCGUGGCUCCGAAGCCCUCCGGGCCUUUAAGACUUAUUCUUUGGCAGAGCCCCCCGCGGUGCCCCUCCCCCAGACCCUCCUCUGAGACCAAUCCUCUGAUUGGCUCGCUGCUCCAGGAGAGACAGGAAGUCAUCGCCCGCAUCGCUCAGCGCCUCAACUUCUGCGACCCGACCGCCCCCCAUCUCCCCCCUGCCCUCUUCACCCCCGACACCCACACCAAGACUCCUGUCCGUGGCAGUUACCUUGACAACACCACGCUCAGCAAGACCAAAGAGCCAGAGGGAGCUCCGCCUACUGAGGACACCCCGCCCUCCCCUUUCGACACGCCCAUUGGCGAUGCAGCGGCUAUUAUCAGGGAGACGCUGUCCCCAAAACCUGUUGCCUGCCGCAGACUGAGACUCCCAGAGGACAGAGAUGGAGAGACACUGAGAGACAGAGACAGAGUCAGGGAGACACUGAGAGACCUGGAGACACAGAGAGACAGACAGGCAUUGAGAGACCGACAGCGAGAGAGAGACAGUAGUCUCUUGUCCCAUGCUGUUCAGGACAUUACCAGACUGAUUCAGGACAGACUGUCUGUCCCCUCUCUGUCCCCAACACACAGCCGCAGCAGCAGCCCGCUACACAAACCACAUACACACAGCACACACAAGCUCUGCACCGACACACACACCACACACAGAGGCGGCUACAGUCAUAGCAGUGGCCACUGCAACGGCUACACACCCAGCCAUGACACACACACUCUCUCACAUACACCUGCUUGCACAGACAGAGCUGGUACUCCUCCAGAGACAGACGGUCCAACCAGAGCCCAAAACGGCUGUUCAACACUUGAAGACACUCAGGUCAGCCCCCGACUCCAAAUCCUGCCCCAGUCUUCUCCUCUAGUCAUCCCACGGCCUCUACCCCAGCCCCAGUCUUCUCCUCUAGUCAUCCCACGGCCUCUACCCCAGUCCCAGUCUUCUCCUCUAGUCAUCCCACGGCCUCUACCCCAGUCCCAGUCUUCUCCUCUAGUCAUCCCACGGCCUCUACCCCAGCCCCAGUCUUCUCCUCUAGUCAUCCCACGGCCUCUACCCCAGUCCCAGUCUUCUCCUCUAGUCAUCCCACGGCCUCCACCCCAGCCCCAGUCUUCUCCUCUAGUCAUCCCACGGCCUCUACCCCAGUCCCAGACUCGGGCCUCUCCACUACUCAGCCCCAAGAGUCCCAGGGCCAAGACCUCAAAGAGUUUACACCCCACCUGCCCCCAAGAGGAGCCCAGACCCUCCUCACCUAAAGACAACAUCCUGAGGACCAUCCAGACCCUAACAGUGACCCAGACCACCACCCUGACCCAGACCACUGCACAGACCUUGACCACCAAGCUCACCCACACCCAGACCACUGCUCUCAUCCAGAACCACAUGAAACCUCUGACUCAGUCUCCCAACCAGACCCAGACAGAGUCUCGAACUCCGUCCUCACGGACUCAGGGCAGCCCUCGAACCCAGCCCUCUAGUCUCCAGGAUGAGAACCAGGCCCCCCAGGCUCCAAGUCCUGCAGCCCCCCCAGUCCUGCUACCACCCCCUGGCACAGAGCCCAACACUGUCCUGCGUUCUCCCUCGCCCCUGAGAGCGUGUAACAGCUGGAGGAAACACAACCGUCACUCUCUGGACUCCACCCUCACCAAGGCCUUCCACCCCUGUACCGGCCUGCCCCUGCUCUCCAGCCCUGUUCCUCAGAGGAGAACUCAGACGGGUUACUUUGACCUGGACUCUUCUCUGACCAGCUGUAAAGGACUGCCCUGGACCGCAGGGAAGAGAGUGUGUGUGAAGAGAGUGGAGGAGUCAGAGGAGCCUCAGCCGCUGUUCAGUGCCAGCGCUCCACCUGCCAGCCUCAGUCUACUGGGCAACUUUGAGGAGUGUGUGUUGAACUACCGCCUGGAGUCGUUGGGGUCAGUGGAGGGUUUCACGGCCGAGGUGGGUGCUUCCGGAACCUUCUGCCCCAGUCACAUGACCUUCCCCGUCGACGUCUCCUUCUACAGCGUCUCUGACGACAACGCACCCUCGCCAUACAUGGGAGUCAUCAACCUGGAGACUCUGGGUAAACGGGGCUACCGCGUCCCUCCAUCAGGAACCAUUCAAGUGACCUUAUUUAACCCCAAUAAGACGGUGGUGAAGAUGUUUGUGGUGGUGUAUGACCUGAGAGCCAUGCCUGCCGGCCACCAGACCUUCCUCCGUCAGAGGACCUUUUCUGUCCCGGUUCGACGGGACAGCUCACACUCACACAAACACGGCAGCCCAGACAACACACACACACACGGCAGCAGCAGGAAAGCCCUCUCCCUCGGCCAGGAACGCAUCCUGCGCUACCUCAUUCACCUGAGGUUCCAGACCUCUAGGUCAGGUAAAGUGUACCUCCACAGGGAUAUCAGACUGCUGUUCAGUAGGAAGUCUAUGGAGGUAGACAGUGGAGCGGCCUACGAACUCAAGUCCUACACAGAGUCCCCAGCUGACCCAGCCUUCUCCCCGCGCUGCUGACACACACACACACACACACACACACACACACACACACCCACCUCUAUCUGCACUGACACACACACACACACACACACACACUCCUCUAACUGCACUGACGCAAACACGCACACCCACAGAGAGAGCUGUCAGAGAGCUGGGCUCAGCGUUCUCGUGUGGAACAGUCCAGACAGGCUCCGUCCCAGAUACCUAAGGCCUGGAGAUUCUGCUGACCAUCUGACCAUGAACAGCUCCUGGUCCUACAGAACCCUGCUGUUUUCUGUGAAGCUCAAACAUGUCUUUAUACAUGUAGAAAAUGUAUUAAAGACAUGCUAAAACAAACAUCAAAUUCACGUUAGCGACCAUGGACCACUGACUGACCAGAACAAGCAAUCAAGAGACUGAGAAAAUUACAAGACGACAUUGAAAAAGCGCACUGUGUAUUUCCAUGACUGGAAAUCAAAAGGAAUAAUAUUCUAAUAUUUUUUUGUACUGUUACAAAAACAAAUCUCUGAAGUGUUGCAAUAGAGAGUAACAUGUAGCUUUAGUGUUUACAUAAUUUUCUUUGUUUACCGUCAGUUAUUUAAUAUUUAAAUUAAUAUUUCAGUUACUGCUUAUGUGACAUCUAUCAUCCUCAGCAUUAUGAUGUAGUGCAAAACUCUGUAAAUCAUAAUGUGUAUUUUUGACAUUAACUCAGAUCUGAAAAUAUAUAUAUAUCUUAAAGCAAUCUUGAAAGCUG